Molecule: messenger RNA, 987 nt
Organism: Colletotrichum higginsianum IMI 349063
Lineage: Eukaryota; Fungi; Ascomycota; Sordariomycetes; Glomerellales; Glomerellaceae
Product: F-box domain-containing protein
Exons: 1
Coding region: 1-987 (328 amino acids)
Molecular function (GO): protein binding
Source: RefSeq, a predicted model, not a curated record
AUGAUGGGAAACCCACACAUGGAGCUGCCUGAGCGUACGGUUUAUAUGAAGCAAAACAUCUGCGACAACACGUUGGAUAAUGCGCAGCUGGCCAAACGGUGCCCGCUUGACUACGCCAACGGGCGAUGCGCCGACGCGUCCGCUCCAGCCCGUAACCCCGCCGGCCAGCUCGACCAGCUCCCGGCAGAACUUCUCAUCCAGGUUCUGCUCUACACCGACCUUCCUUCGCUGACAUGCUUCCGCCGCGUCAACCGCCGCGCGAUGCAGCUCGUCGACUCAGUCCCCCAAUACGCCGCCAUCCUCCGCCACUGUCCCGACAUCAUCCGCGCCAUCAUCAGCAUCCAGGCCGACGCGUUCGACUGCAACACGCUGUACGCAACCCUCAGCACGACCCGAUGCGCCACGUGCGACCGCUAUGGAGACCAUCUUUACCUCAUCGACUGCAGCCGCGUCUGCUACUUCUGCUUCACCCGGCGGCCGGAAUACUGGCCCCUUACAGCCGGUCGCGCAUCCAGCGUCUUCAUGUCUUGCCGCCCCAUCACCACCAGUACCAACACCGCUAGCAGCAGCAGCAACCGCCAGCGCCUACUUGCGGCGAACCUACCCAGCGUCUUGAGCCUGCCCGGACGUUACUGUACCUCCUGGGCCUACGAAGGGGGAAAUUUGGUGCGGAAGCGGCUUCGACUGUUCGACCGGCGGGCAGUGACGCCGGAUUUGACUGGUUCUGGCUGUCAAAAACUAGACAAGACCACUCGGGAACCUCUUCGGUUCAUGGCCAUCAUCACUGCGCCGUAUCUGUUUGAUUCUGGCCUGCAGGUCGACUGGGGAUGUUUCUGCCUCGGCUGCAGUGAGGAAAAGGACGAGGGAACGAGGCAUUUCAGGAUCAAAUACACUCGGCAAGGAAUGUUGGAUCAUAUUGCGAAGCAUGGUCCGGUAAAGGAGGUACCGAGGAUACCUGGCAGGUUCAUGCAUGCUACCCAGGGUUGA